UCAUAUGGUUUUAAGAUUUUUGCCAUGAUUAUCCAUGUAUUGGUUUCGAGGUCCCUGGAAAUGUCUCUCCAGCUCUUAUAAUGCACCAGCGGUUUCGAGGUCGAGCCCAUGACGACCAACGCUUGAUCGGAAAGCAUGUGGGCGGCAACGCAGACGAUUUCACCGCGGACCCACGACUAAAAUUCAGGCCACACAUCAUUCGCCAUGUAUUCCCCUCGUAAGCCAACAAAUCUCUGUCGCGAAGGCAAUGCAACAACUCCAAAUGCCUCUGCCCGUGUUUAUCAAAAUCUGUCUGAAGAAAUUGACUCUCUAGAGAAGGAAUGUCUCCCUGACAAAACUCCAAAAUUCGUUGCAGGUUCUCCUAGGUUCGUCUGGGACAAACCUACGGGACAAAUCCGGAACCCUGGCUGCAUCCCCGCCCACACCGGACCAGUAUCCGCACCUGAUACGGAUCGACUUGAACCGGCAAGAUUACAGGGACGAACUGUUAACAUGGGUAGAGUUCCUAAUGAAGAAUGAGCAGGGAAAGGUGAAGAGAAUAUUGAAGAUCAAUACAUAGAAUGGCCAUUGUUAGGAGUCAAGCCUGUCUGAUGGAAUCAGAUCCCUGAACUAAUCCGAGGAUAUUGAAGAAAAUGGAAAUGGAAAUCAGCUAUCAACUGCUCACAGAGCAUGGAUAUAAAUUGAUUGUGGUUGCAGGAAAAACUAACACCCUCGGAAGGGAGGGAGAGUAUCAUCAAGAAGAGGGAUGUAGACCUUGGAAGAGGACGAAAUUGCCAUUGAGUCUUGUACCUAGAGAUAAGUUAAUGUCAAAAUAUUUAUAUAAGGAAUGAGCUAAAUUCAAUUGAUUCUCUCUGGUUAUGGGGAGAAAUAGGUACCACAGCUCAAAUAUAUAUAUCAAAUCAAGAAUUAAAUGUCGGAAGAAAGUUUAUUCUCGACUGUCCUAGCUGUGCUUGUUAUUCAUGUUGUAGUUGGCGGAGUUGGGCCUUACUUCCACCUUUCGUAGUACUGCUUCCAAGAUUGUAAGUUACUUAUGAUAUCGUCAGUUAUCGAUAUGGAAUCGUGCUUAAGGAGACAGCCUCAUGAUUUUUCCUCAAAAGAACUCAUUUUUACUGUUUUAUUCACUGUGCAGUUACCAUAAGCUAUCAUCAUUCAUUAUCUCUUAUUUAGAGCGGUUGAAUCAGACAUUUGCUCCCAGAUGAGCCAGAUUAAUCUUCUGGUAAUCUUCUUGAGUCAAUCUCUAAGAUGGAGUGUGUUUGAGAUUAUCUAAAAGCUAACAACAAAAUGUGCAUCAAGGACACAUAUUCUAUAGGAUUAUUUCACUCAUAAGAAUUGUAGGCUAGCAAAAGCAUGGGCUUGAAAGUUUUUUAAAUGGCCUCAUUGCUCAUCCUAUACAAUAUAGUCUAGGAACACACUAAAAUCAAACACAUGCAGUUGGGAGACUCUAAACAACUCAAGAAUCAAUUGAGUUUAGCUCAUUCCUGUGGUACCUAGUUCCCCAUAACCAGCAGGGGGAAUUUAGUAUCAACCAUAGCUAAAACUUAUACAGAUAUCGGAUCCCCAUGGGCAUGAGGAAUUAUUAAGCAUAAGCUAGUAUGUUGGUUGGAACAUCAGCAAAAGUCUCACGUGUGAUGUACUUAAUUUGAAAUGACUUGCUGCUGAUUACCAAACAACCGUAUGCUGCAUUGCUGAACUGUCAAGGGAGAAAUAUAAUAGCAGUUCUUGAAAUGGGUUUGAUUAAAAACAAUGUAUGAUUUUAAAAUAAAGGAGAAUAAAACAGUUACAGCAUGCUGUUAUGCUAAACUAUCAUAGCUGUUCUUGAUACGGGUAUCAUUGAAAAUACUGAAUUGAUUAUAUCAAAAGCUAAAUCGUCAAACUACAACUGGCUGUUAUGCUAAAAUGUCUUAGGCACAAAUCUAAUGGUAGUUAUAAAUGUUGGCACCAUUGAAAUUACUGAAUUAUUUUAAAAAACAACAGCAUGGUUUAUGCUUCACCGCCAGAGGGGCAAACAUAAUGGCUGGUCUUUGUGCGGGUGAGAUCAAAUGACGAAUUCUUCCAAAUAAAAAUGAAUUGAUUCAUCUAAGUACAUCAGACUAUCAUGCAAAACUGUAAGGGAAUUUAAAGUGAACUGUACCUUGCAGGAAAUUUCAAGUCAAUAAAAACCUGAAUCAUUAAAAUAUAGAACAUUGUAAUAAUUAACUGCUGGGACAAGUAUAAUGGCAGUUCUCGAAGUGGAUGUGAUCAAAACCCUGAAAAAUCGAUUAAUCUACCUGUUGAUCAAUCUAAGAAGAAAAAGUGCCAAUAGUGGCUGUUGGUUGUAAUUAGGGCUGGCGGAUUCCAAUUGCCUUGGGCAACAUUGGAAUCCGCCUCCUUCAUAUAGGGCCUGGCCCAAUACCUUUCGGCUCACCUAAAAGGCUUCCACGCUUCACCCAAACCCACUCGCCUCCUUGAUAGGGCCAACCCUAUCUCACUUCACCUAAAAGGAAUUAAAAUAAAUAAAUAUCUAAAUGCAAAGAAGGCCGACAUAAUUAAGAAGCAAUAUGACUCCUAUAAAUGUGGCAUAUACUUCUCAAUAUCUUUAUUCAGUUUUAAUGCACAUGCAAAAUAUAUUCGGUGAAGGCGAAAUUCAUAGAAGGGCAGUUGGCAACAGCGAACUCCACUAGAAGGUAGCAGAUCUCGAAAUAGGAGGCAGCGAACUUCACCAGAUGGCAGCAGAUCUCUAAUAGGAGACAACGAACCUAUUUAGCAGCAGAUUUCAAAUUGAAGUCAGCGAACCCUUGAAGGACUCCAUUGAAGGACUGUAAUCUACUUGGAAAGGUGCUGCUACCCUUGCUACACUCAGAAAAUUCCGAUGAGGAGGACUGCAAAUCAUAACCUUCAUUAGCAAACUAAUUGUGAAGACUUCUAUCUCUUCUUCCUUGUGGCUGCAACCUCUAUGCUCCAGAUAAGUGUGUAAUGUUCAGUUCAUAAUCAUAAUCAGAUCUGAGGAUCCUUUGGCUGGGUUUUUCCUCCUAGGAUGUUUUCCCAGGGUAACUGUGUUUUGUCCUUGUGCAUUUCAUUUUCUUAUUAUGCUUAAGUCUGGAAAACUAUAAAUUAAUUAAUCUAGUUUAAACUAAUUCUGAUUUUUCUGAGUUAUAUUCAAUCUGAAAGUACUAAAAUUAACAUGGUAUCAGAGCUAAUUGGUUAGAUCAAUUUUCAGAUUUAAAAUUCAGUACACUUUUAUUUUCAGAUUGCUGUAGCUUUUGCAGAUCAGGUCAAUGGGGCUGAAAGUUGAAGAUAGGCUUGAUGGGAAUCUAAAUUUUACUGUAUGGAAAGUUCGAAUCAAGUUGGCUCUUGAGGAAGAAGAUCUUCUCCAAUUCAUAGAAGCGAAAGAGCUAAUUGAGCCUUCGGAUGCAGCUGAGUUGAAACAAUUCAAAAGGGAUGCUAUCAAGGCUAGGAAGAUUCUCAUUGAUUCAGUCAAAGACCACCUCGUCACCUCUAUUGCAUCAUUCACCACUGCAAGGGAAAUGUUCAGCCAUCUACAAGGUACAUAUGAAGUUAACAAUCUUAGUAGGGCAAUUACAUUAAGACAACAACUACUUAAUAUCAAAAUGGCUAAAGAAGAUUCUGUUAUUUCCUACUUCAUGAAAAUUUCAGAACUAAAGAAUCAGCUAGGUUUAAUUGGCCAUAACAUGGAAGACAAAGACCUUGUCAUGAUUGCCCUUAAUGGUCUACCUCACUCAUGGGAGUCAUUUAUCCAAACCAUAAGUGGUCGGUCUGAGUUACCUACACUUGAUCGCCUUAAGAAUGAUUGCAUCCAAGAAGAGUCUCGCCUCAUCACAAGGAGUCAAUCCAAGAGCCCCCAUGUAGAUGAUCAUCACAUGCUUGCAGCUCAAUGCAAGAAAAGGGGAAAUUGGAAGCAACCUUAUCCUAAAAGAAAUAGGGAAUCCAGAUCUUUUAGUUCCCAACACCCUUGGAAGAAAUCAAGAGAUACUUCGCGUGUGCGAUGUUUUAGAUGUGACAAAUUCGGUCACUAUGCUAAGGAAUGUCAGUUUAACCUUAACCAAAGUGAAACAAACCUAAAUGAAGUCUCAGAACAAAAUGAUGACUUCUUAUUCAUCUCCGCUCUAUCUAGCAGUGUUCCCUCAGAUAGCAAUACAUGGUUGAUUGACAGUGGUGCCUCCAGACACAUCACAGGUUACUGUGAUCAUCUUUCAGGCCUAGUAGAAAAAGGUACCAGCCUUCACGUGGUAAUUGGUGAUGACGCUCGUUAUUCGGUAAGAGGUUCUGGCUCUACUUCUCUAAAAUUAGAUUCUGGUAUUUCCUUGCAUCUCAGUGAUACAUUGUUUGUUCCUGGAAUUAAAAGAAACCUAAUUUCCAUUUCUGCUCUAGACGAUAAAGGUUAUCAAAUUGCAUUUUCUGAAGGAAAAGUUCUUGCUUGGUCUAAGAAAGAUAGUUUUAAAUCUGCUCGUAUAAUUGGCCAUAGAUAUGAUAGUCUUUAUAAGCUCUCUACUAACCCUAUUCAAGCCCUCAUUAAUGAGGCUCCGGAAUCCUGUGAGUUAUGGCAUAGAAGACUUGGACAUCUACAUUAUCAAGCCCUUCCAUCCCUUGAAAGGUUAGUUAAAAGGUAUGCCUAAACUCAGUCAAAUUCAUGAUAACACUUGUAAAGGUUGUGCUAUUGGUAAGAAUGUUAAAAGUCCAUUUCAUAAAAGUGAAAAUAGAGCUAAAGACAAACUAGAACUUGUUCACUCUGAUUUAUGUGGUCCUAUGUCUAUAGCAUCUCCUAGUGGAUUCUUUUAUUAUGUAAUCUUCAUAGAUAAUUUCUCUAGGAAAACUUGGAUCUACUUCUUGAAAUAUAAAGAAUCUGAUAAAGUCUUAAGUAAAUUUAAGGAGUUUAAAGCAUUAACUGAAAACUUCUCUAGUAAAAGAAUCAAAUGUUUAAGAUCUGACAAUGGAGGUGAGUACACCUCCAGUAGCUUUCAUGAUUUUUGUGUUGAGUCAGAAAUUAAGAGGGAGUUUUGUGUUCCAUACAAUCCUCAACAAAAUGGUGUUGCUGAAAGAAAGAAUAGGACCAUUGUAGAGGUUGCAAAAGCUAUGAUCCACGAUCAAGACUUGCAGACCCUUCUAUGGGCUGAGGCUUCUAGAACAACAGUAUAUAUCCAGAACAGAUGUUCUUACCGUGCUCUAAAGAACAUGACCCUGGAAGAAGCCUUCACAGGAUCCAAAUCAGACAUUAGUCACCUCAGAAUCUUUGGAAGUCCCGUCUAUGUUCAUGUGCCCAAGGAAAAGCGAUCAAAGUUGGAACCCUCCGGAAAGAAAGGCAUGCUAGUCGGAUAUAGUGAAUCCUCCAAGGCAUUCAGGAUUUACAUCCCAGGUCAAAGGUACGUUGAGGUAAGUAGGGAUGUUAAAUUUGAAGAAGACAUUGCUUUUAAGAAAUCGAAAGGUUCUUGUGUUAUUGAUGAAUCUAAUGAUAAUCAAAAUAUAAACGUUGAUACUAACCCUGAGAUUCAGAGGGAGCAAGUUGAACCUCCACCUCAAGAUGAUCAUGAUGAUCCUCCAGAACCCAUGAAUCCCACUGAUAUUUCUAGUGACAUUGUCGUUACCAAAAAGAGGUCACUUUGGGUAAGAAACACCAUUCAAGAAGCUGAAAGAUUUGCUGCUCCAAGUGGCACCUUCCGUGAAACUAAGAGACCUCAGGUAUUUUCCAACUACGUUUCUUUAAUGUGUAAUCUCAUUGAAACUGAACCUUGCAAUGUUGAAGAAGCCUUAAGUCAUCAUGCCUGGAAGCUUGCUAUGGAUGAAGAAUAUCAGUCAAUCAUCAAGAAUGAUGUGUGGGACCUUGUGCCCAGACCCAAAGGUAAAUCUAUUGUUUCCUCUAAAUGGUUAUUUAAAAUUAAACAUAAUGCUGAUGGCAAUAUUGAAAAAUAUAAGGCUAGAUUUGUAGCGCGUGGUUUUUCCCAAAAGGAAGGCAUAGACUAUGAAGAGACUUUUGCUCCUGUUGCUAGAUAUACUUCCAUUAGAACAAUAAUUGCUAUUGCUGCUUCUAAGGGUUGGAAACUACAUCAGAUGGAUGUUAAGACUGCCUUUCUCAAUGGUGUCAUUGAGGAAGAAGUCUAUAUUGAGCAACCUGAGGGAUAUGAGAUUCGGGAUAGAUUAACCCAUGUGUGCAGGUUAAAGAAAGCUCUGUAUGGUCUUAAACAAGCUCCUCGUGCUUGGUAUGAAAAGAAUUGAUAAAUAUUUGCUAAGUCUAGGCUUUUGUAAAAAUGAUGCUGACCCUAACAUUUACUUUAAAGUAGCCAAUGAUGAAAUGCUAAUUCUAGUUCUUUAUGUGGAUGACUUAUUUUUUACUGGUAAAGAUGAACUUAUUAUUAGAUGCAAGAAAGAACUAGCUUCAGAAUUUGAAAUGAAAGAUUUAGGUCUAAUGCAUUAUUUCUUAGGUCUAGAAGUAUGGCAAAGAUGUAACGAAAUCUUUCUAAGUCAAGGGAAGUAUACUAUUGACAUUUUGAAAAGAUUUAGAAUGAUGGAUUGUAAACCAAUGUCUACUCCUAUGGAAUCUAACUUAAAGAAGUUAAGUGUUUCUGCAGCUAACUCUGAAUUUGCAGAUCCAUCCGAGUACCGACAGUUGAUUGGAUCACUGAUGUAUCUAGUUAACACUAGACCAGACAUAUGUUUUGCUGUAAAUGCUCUCAGCCAGUUCAUGAGCUUGCCCAAGCAUGUUCACCUUGUUGCAGCCAAGCAUAUCCUAAGAUACUUGUGGGGCACAGUUGGUUUUGGGCUGAAGUAUCCACUUAACACUCCAAUAACCUUGGAAGGUUAUUCUGAUGCAGACUAGGCUGGAAGCAUCAAAGACAGGAAAAGCACCUCUGGUAUUUGUUUUAGCUUGGGUUCUGUAGUGAUCUCUUGGGCUUGCAGAAAACAAUCCUUAGUGGCAUUGAGUACUGCUGAAGCUGAGUAUAUUGCAGCAAGUGUAGCAUCCAGAGAAGCAGUGUGGCUUCGUAAGCUUCUUGUUGGGCUGUUUGGUCAACCAUGGGAUCCUACAGUUAUUCACUGUGAUAAUCAGAGUUGUAUUAAAAUGUCUAUCAAUCCAGUGUUUCAUGACAGGUCAAAACAUGUGGAAACCCAUUAUCAUUUUAUUCGGGACAUGGUGCAAAGAGGUGCUAUUCAGCUGAAGUAUGUCAGCGCUGAUGAGCAAGUUGCAAAUAUUCUUACCAAGCCUCUAUCCAAAGUGAAGUUUGUGUACUUCAGGGAUAGACUUGGUAUUGUGGAAAAUGAAACUCCGAUUGAGAGGGAGUCUCAAUUUCAAUGAUACUUUGUAUUGUAUAAAACCACCCUCUGCGGGCAAUGUAAGGUGGUAUUGUAAACUUCUCAGGGAGAAGUAUAAUUCUUAACCAUCCUCU
Molecule: messenger RNA, 7373 nt
Organism: Cryptomeria japonica (Japanese cedar)
Lineage: Eukaryota; Viridiplantae; Streptophyta; Pinopsida; Cupressales; Cupressaceae
Product: retrovirus-related Pol polyprotein from transposon TNT 1-94
Exons: 2
Coding region: 4606-6207 (533 amino acids)
Biological process (GO): DNA integration
Molecular function (GO): nucleic acid binding
Source: RefSeq, a predicted model, not a curated record